CUACAAAGACACACAACAGAACUAGUGAGUAGUAAUGUCUCGUCUGUACUGUGACGUGACUUUUGUUCUGUGUGUCAUUCUGUGCAGUGAGGAGCCGUUCUGUAGGAUCUGCCAUGAGGGCAGUGUGUCGGGGGAGCUGCUGUCCCCCUGUGAGUGCUCUGGCAGCCUGGCCAUGGUGCACCAGGCCUGCCUGGAGCACUGGCUCACUGCCUCCAACAGCAGUCACUGUGAACUCUGCCACCACCACUUUGCAUUGGAGCGCCUGCCAAAACCUUUCACUGAGUGGCUGUGUUCUCCAUCCAUGCAGCAGCAGAGGAGGACGCUGUGUGGUGACGCAGUGUGUUUCCUGUUCAUCACACCUCUGGCCAGUCUGUCAGGAUGGCUGUGUGUUCAGGGAGCCAUGGACCUCUACUACACCAACGGCAUGGAGGCCCUGGGGCUCCUGGUCCUUACGCUAGCCCUCUUCACCAUAUACGUCUUCUGGACAAUGGUGUCUGUGCGCUACCACAUGCACCUGUUCAAGACGUGGAAGAAGACAGACCAGAGAGUGCGACUGCAGAUUCCCCUGCCUGGCCACACUACACACAACCAACAGAGCCUGUCCAUAAAUGUCCUCUGCAAAGCAACCAACAAAGAAACCAUGGUGUAGACUCCACUCUACAUUACUGAAUGUACCUCACAUAUAAGAGGAGAGAGGAACAAAGCUCAAGACACGUCCUAAUCCUGGCAGCAGCAGAGUUCAUGCCAGGGUUAGAGUGCUUAGAGACCGUUACACCAGCCUCUGAACCUUUUUUCUACCAAACUUGAAAGUGAGUGUGGGGACAAACUGCGUCUAAGGAGCAGAUAUCUGACUUCUGACAUCCUAGUCUGUCUUACAGUGAUGUCAUCUUGUGAAACCAUCUCCAAAUCAGAAGAGUCAUUCUGGCUACAGUGGACAUGUUCAUUAAUUCAGUCCACAGUGACAAUCACUAUCAUCAUUUCCUGGAGAAGACAAUGGUGCUGCUCUAGUGAUGAUCUACUCAUUUUUCCUCCACUUGGAUUCAGCUCAUGAUCACCAACUGAUGACUGUUAGUUCUAACAGUUACAUUGUAAAUUGUGCUCGACUUGUAAAAAUGAACAACAACUGAAGUCAGUAUGUCAUCUGUCAGACUGACUCAUUCUUUAACUCACAAAGUCCAAGCAGAUA
This is a messenger RNA of Thunnus maccoyii (southern bluefin tuna), 1186 nucleotides long. RefSeq lists its product as uncharacterized. The coding region runs from base 35 to 649 and encodes 204 amino acids. NCBI's taxonomy places the organism in Eukaryota, Metazoa, Chordata, Actinopteri, Scombriformes, Scombridae. The transcript is spliced from 3 exons. Gene Ontology annotation, molecular function: ubiquitin-protein transferase activity; zinc ion binding. Gene Ontology annotation, biological process: protein ubiquitination. The record is from RefSeq and is a predicted model, not a curated record.